Molecule: messenger RNA, 2864 nt
Organism: Anoplophora glabripennis (Asian longhorned beetle)
Lineage: Eukaryota; Metazoa; Arthropoda; Insecta; Coleoptera; Cerambycidae
Gene: eIF3c
Product: eukaryotic translation initiation factor 3 subunit C
Exons: 10
Coding region: 109-2766 (885 amino acids)
Biological process (GO): translational initiation
Cellular component (GO): eukaryotic translation initiation factor 3 complex
Molecular function (GO): translation initiation factor binding; RNA binding; translation initiation factor activity
Source: RefSeq, a predicted model, not a curated record
CGUUGAUAAUGUAUAUGUACCACAUGGGUUAAAUAUUGUAGUGAUAUUUUAAUAAUUCUUUUAAGUAUUAUAAUAUAGUUCCACAAUUUUUAGGUGGAUUAAGUAAACAUGAGUCGUUUCUUUGCUGGUUCAGACUCCGAAUCGGAUAGCUCGUCCGAGGAGGAGCAGAUCCCGCGCCCCCAAGUUCCCGUCUAUACGUUCAGUGAUGACGAGGAAGAAGUUAAACGAGUUGUCCGAUCUGCAAAGGUCAAACGUUAUGAGGAACUCACAAACAUCAUCAAACAGAUUCGGAAUUUUAAGAAAAUCAAGGAUAUGUCCAGCAUGUUGAACAGCUUUGAAGAGUUGCAAAAAGCCUACGUCAAAGCCGCUCCUGUAGUACUGAAAGAGGAAAACGGUCAGACCCCCAGAUUUUUCGUGAGAUGUUUGGCAGAAAUGGAGGAUUUCAUCAACGAAAUGUGGGAGGACAGAGAUGGAAGGAAAAACCUGAGCAAGAACAAUAGUAAAUCUCUUGGUUCUAUGAGACAAAAACUCAGGAAGUACCUCAAAGAAUUCGAGGAAGAUAUUGCGAAAUUCAGGGAAAAUCCAGAACAGCCUGACGAUGAAGAGGAAGAGGAAAAACAGGAACCUGAAGUCGAUUCUGAUACCGAGCUGCCAACAAAGUCCCAGUUUACGAAGGCGCCGCCUAAGCAGAUCAUCGAAGCCAAAGAUGAGUCUUCCGAUUCUGACGACUGGCCGUCGGACUCCGAUUCUAGUUCCGAAUCUUCCGAUGAUGAAAACAUUUACACGAGUAUGAGGGAGAAGUUCUUGAAAAGACCUGGAGCCAUUCACGAGGAUGACGAAGAAAAGGAACGCAGGAAGGAGGAGAGAAGGAAGGACCGUAAAGAGAAAGAACGAAGGAAGAAGCAGAAAGAUGAGGAGGAGGACGGCGAAGGGGAGUGGGAGACUGUGCAACGCGGGGUCGCUAUUCCAAGUGAAAAACCCAAAAUGUUUGCAAAGGAUGCCGAAAUCGACUUGAACCUCGUCAUAAAAAAACUGAGUGAGAUCAUGGCCGCUAGGGGCAAAAAACGCACUGACCGUCGCGAGCAAAUCGAACUACUGCACGAGUUACAGAACGUGUCAGAUCAACACCAGCUGGGCCCUGCAAUUUACGUCAAAAUCAAACUCGCUAUUAUCUCUGCCGUAUUCGACUACAACCCUAAGGUCUCUGAUGCCAUGAAACCGGAAUACUGGCUGAAAUUACUAGAGCGAAUGUCCGAAUGCUUAGAUCUUCUUCUGAGCAACCCGCAGUUGGUUGUUUCCGAUUCGAUCACCGAGGAAACGGAGAACCUAGAGGAAGCCCCUUACCGAAUCAGGGGCUGCGUGUUAACAUCGGUUGAACGUCUGGAUGACGAGUUUACGAAACUAUUAAAAGAGUGCGACCCGCACAGCAACGAGUACGUCGAACGGCUCAAGGACGAGGCGAAGGUAUCCAGCAUCAUCGACAGGACGAUGAAAUACCUGGAACGCUCUAACGUCCCGUCUGAACUCUGCAGGAUUUACCUCAGGAAGAUCGAACAUCUGUACUACAAGUUCGAUCCUAGGGUGUUGCAACAAAAAGCCGGUGAUCCCUCAGUACCGAAGGAUGUCGUUACGUCCGUGCAGGAGAUGGAGAAGCUCUGCAAGUACAUCUACGCCAAGGAUAGCACCGACAGGCUCCGUACUAGGGCCAUCUUGUCGCACAUCUACCACCACGCGUUGCACGACAACUGGUUCCAGGCUAGGGAUCUGGUGCUCAUGUCGCACUUGCAGGAGACCAUCCAGCAUUCCGAUCCCAGCACCCAGAUCUUGUAUAACCGUACCAUGGCUCACCUGGGGCUCUGCGCUUUCCGUCAUGCUAAUAUCAAGGACGCGCACAGCUGUUUGGUGGAUCUGAUGAUGACGGGAAAACCGAAGGAGCUGUUGGCACAAGGUCUCUUGCCUCAACGUCAGCACGAACGAAGCAAGGAACAGGAAAAGAUAGAAAAACAACGCCAAAUGCCCUUCCACAUGCAUAUAAACUUGGAAUUGCUCGAAUGCGUUUACCUCGUAUCAGCCAUGCUCAUCGAGAUCCCUUACAUGGCGGCGCACGAAUUUGACGCUAGACGCAGGAUGAUUUCCAAAACAUUCUACCAACAACUCCGCAGUUCCGAACGUCAGAGUCUCGUUGGCCCUCCAGAGAGCAUGCGCGAGCAUGUAGUUGCCGCGGCCAAAGCCAUGAGGAAUGGGAACUGGUCCGCGUGCAACAAUUUCAUCAUUAACGAGAAGAUGAACGCUAAAGUUUGGGAUCUCUUCUACCAAGCCGACCAGGUCAGGGCCAUGCUGACGAAAUUGAUCAAGGAGGAGUCGUUGCGGACGUAUUUGUUCACUUAUUCGCACGUCUACGAUUCUAUCUCUAUGGCAACACUGUCGGAAAUGUUUCAGUUGGAAAAGCCCGUCGUACAUUCCACCAUAUCCAAGAUGAUCAUCAACGAGGAGCUUAUGGCGUCAUUGGACGAUCCCACACAAACGGUCGUGAUGCACAGGAGCGAACCCUCCCGUUUACAGUCUUUGGCUCUGCAGUUGGCCGAUAAAAUCAACAAUUUUGUGGAUUCGAACGAAAGGAUUUUGGAGACGAAGCAAGGCAAUUUCUUCUUAAGAAACGCCAACCAGGGCAAUUUCAGAGGAGACAGACAGAACUAUCGCGGCGCUACUAACCAGAAUUGGGACAGACAACGUAGGGAAAGGAACAGGGACAAGGACAACUAUUAGUUUUAUAUUCAUUCUUAACUAUUUUAGGAAAAUUAAACACUUUUUGUAGUUGUGAGAAAAUUUAAAAGUAUUUCUUUGGAAUUUACGUAUUUAACAUA